Molecule: messenger RNA, 1976 nt
Organism: Rhododendron vialii
Lineage: Eukaryota; Viridiplantae; Streptophyta; Magnoliopsida; Ericales; Ericaceae
Product: dihydrolipoyllysine-residue acetyltransferase component 3 of pyruvate dehydrogenase complex, mitochondrial-like
Exons: 17
Coding region: 55-1677 (540 amino acids)
Biological process (GO): pyruvate decarboxylation to acetyl-CoA
Cellular component (GO): pyruvate dehydrogenase complex
Molecular function (GO): dihydrolipoyllysine-residue acetyltransferase activity
Source: RefSeq, a predicted model, not a curated record
AAAAUUUGACAACUGUGUCUUCCUUUAGAGAAGUCGAAACCACAAGGGCAGAAAAUGGCGAUGGCGGCCUUGGCGCGACGGAAGGCGUCUUCUUUGCUUCUAUCGAAGAACCUCUGCAGUUCGCCCGAUGCUUUCAAGUACUCUCUCUCUCUUUCCUCCUUCUCCAGGGGCUUCGCCUCUGGAUCCGGCGACAACAACGCCGCCGCCGCCGCCAUUAAGAAGCGUGGUACUCUCGUCGGUUGCAUCCCUUCCAAGGCAUUAUCACCGGGAAUAUCUGGAGGAAAUGCUUUAAGGACAACAAUGAAAACGGAGACUCUAAUACCCAGUUUGGUGUUCAACAAAGGUUCACUGGUGCACCCCAGGAGAGGCUAUUCGACUGAUUCAGGCGUUCCUGCACACCAAGAGAUUGGGAUGCCUUCUCUUUCACCGACAAUGACUGAGGGUAAUAUUGCGAGGUGGUUGAAAAAGGAAGGUGAUAAAGUUUCUCCGGGUGAAGUACUUUGUGAAGUUGAAACAGAUAAGGCAACAGUUGAGAUGGAAUGCAUGGAGGAAGGGUAUCUUGCUAAGAUAGUACGUGGAGAUGGAGCAAAAGAAAUAAAAGUUGGUGAGGUAAUUGCAAUAACUGUGGAAGAUGAAGAGGAUAUUGCAAAAUUCAAAGACUAUGAACCUUCAAAAUCAGGUGAUGCUCCUGCGGCUAAAGGGCCCUCUGAUUCGGCUCCACCCAAAGAAGAAAAAGUAAAGGAACCUCCUAUCCCACCAGAGCCAAAGGCUACUAAGGCCACUGCAGCUUCGGCCGCGGAAGAUCGCCUUUUUGCUAGUCCUCUUGCAAGAAAGUUGGCAGAAGAUCACAAGGUUCCACUCUCAAGCAUCAAAGGAACUGGUCCAGAUGGACGUAUUGUUAAGGCUGAUAUUGAAGAUUACUUGGCUUCUGGAGAGAAGGCAGCACCCAAAGUUGACACAGCAGCAGCUGCUUCCUUAGAUUACACAGAUAUACCUCAUUCUCAGAUAAGAAAGGUCACAGCUUCACGGUUGUUAUUAUCGAAGCAAACCAUUCCGCAUUAUUAUUUGACUGUAGAUACACGUGUUGACAAGCUAAUGGAAUUACGGAGCCAACUCAACUCAUUACAGGAAGCUUCAGGGGGAAAGAAAAUCUCGAUCAAUGAUCUUGUAAUUAAGGCUGCUGCUUUGGCUCUUCGAAAAGUUCCUCAGUGCAAUAGUUCAUGGACAAAUGAUUAUAUUAGACAGUAUAACAAUGUGAAUAUCAAUGUCGCGGUGCAGACAGACAAUGGAUUGUUUGUUCCUGUAAUCAAGGAUGCCGACAAGAAAGGUUUAUCGAAGAUUUCUGAUGAUGUCAAACUGUUGGCCCAAAAGGCGAGGGAGAACAGUUUGAAGCCAGAAGACUAUGAGGGAGGCACAUUUACGGUAUCGAAUUUGGGAGGGCCCUUUGGCAUCAAACAAUUUUGCGCCAUCAUUAACCCUCCUCAAGCAGGCAUUCUAGCCAUUGGUUCUGCUGAGAAGAGGGUCAUACCUGGCUCGGGCUCGGAGCAAUACCAGUUUGCUUCUUUCUUGUCUGCAACAUUGAGCUGUGAUCAUCGUGUUAUUGAUGGUGCAAUUGGUGCAGAAUGGCUGAAAGCGUUUAAAGGCUACAUUGAGAAUCCAGAGUCAAUGUUGCUCUGAGGCGAUUAACGUUCUCUUUUUUCGUUUAAAUUUCUCCAUGGUCAACCCAGAUGAGGGACUUCCCAGGCUGGAUAUAGUUUGUUUUGAUUGCAGCAUUCAUAUGUGUUUCCUCGUAAUAGGAGCAGGGUUAGAUGGUUUAUGGGAAUAAAAUUUUGGGGGCACGAGGCUUGUACCUUACACUUAAAUUUUGCUCAUGUAGAGUAGAAAAGCCCCUUCAUUGUCGAAAAUAUGUCGCAAUCGAUGCUUGAUUGAAGGAUUUGUUUUUAUUGAGGAAAGUCGAGUUGUUGAGGCAAAAUAAA